Dentiscutata erythropus is the source of this 538-nucleotide messenger RNA. The record is from the annotation of a GenBank genome assembly. Lineage: Eukaryota; Fungi; Glomeromycota; Glomeromycetes; Diversisporales; Gigasporaceae.
AUGGACUCUUACAAACCAGAAAAACAACAACGUUUGCAAUUCCGUUUGGUUGCAUGGAUUGUUGAAGAUUGCCAACCUUUAGUAGUUGUGGAGGGACAAAAGUUUCGUGAAUUUUGCUAUGAAAUGGAUCUCCACUUUAAGGUUCCCGGACCUGCAUUAGUUAAAACAACAAUUCAAAAAUCAUUAUCUACAAAUAUUUUUGAUGACGAAUGGCCACUAUUAGGAGAUGAAGAUUCAGAACUGGACUCAUUCGAAUUAGUUCAACAAAAUUUUAGUAUAAAAACAACAACAAAUUUUUAUCCCAACAUUAAUACUAGGCAAACAGAAAAACAAUCAAAUAUAGUAGAACCAAUUCGUGACACCCCGAUUCAAAAAUAUGAACUUUAUCAGCAACGAAAAAAAAAAAUGGUUCAAGAUAAGUUGUCAGAAAUAAUUGAAAUGGCAGCUAAUACUAUUAAUACCCGAACACAAACUGAAAUAGACCGUUUUUAUGAUGGAGAAAGUCAAGUAGAGCAUUUUAUGAAUAAUGAAUUAGAAC